CCCAAUCAGCUGAUUAUUUAUAUGUUUCCAACACUUACUCUUCACCGCUAUCUCAAAGCUACAAAUUCUGCGCAAAACAAAAAACAAAAAAAAAGCUACCAGUUUCUCUACGACCCGACCGGCCGACCCGCAUGGAGCUCAACGGCCCGACCCGGUUUCGACCUCGUAAAUCCACAUCCAGCGAACGCUUUCUCGGCGCGUUUACCCACGCGCCUCACGAAAACCCUAGCUUCUCCACGACGAACACCGCGACCACAUCUAACGCCGCCGUGGAGCUCAACGAAGACGAUGUGUUCUGGACCGGAAGCUAUUCCGAACCGGACGAAAACCAGAACCACAACCAACACCACUCGACCUCUCCUUCCACACCUCGCCACCACAACAGCAACAACCACCAGCUCAACUAUCAGAAGAGCUUCGCUCAGCCGGAGGCCAACGGUUUCGGCAUCCUCGCCGCGCUUCCCGAGAACGAAACGUCUUCGCCGAGCCUCCGAAACGUUUCGCACUUUUACCACAAGGCUUCCGUGUCGUCUUCUUCCUCUUCGUCCUCCUCUUCCGCGCGCAUGAUUCCGGCGAUUCCUAAACCUCCGGUCGACCGAAUGCCGCUGCCUUCUUCGGUCAAGUACCAGUCGGCGCCGGUGAACGUGCCGGUCAUGUCUCAGGCGACGCGGAGUCCGCACGAAUUCGACGACGUGAACGACGACGAUGACGGCGUGGACGGCGAGAUGUUGCCGCCGCACGAGAUUGUGGCGAGAGCUCAGUCGCCGAUGCUGGCCUGUUCGGUGCUCGAAGGCGCCGGGAGGACCCUCAAAGGAAGGGAUCUCCGGCGGGUUCGCAAUGCAGUGUGGCGCCGAACAGGUGGGUGAUUUGAAGGGGAUGGAACCGGAGAAAAUUUUAACGGUGAGACAGAACAAGGAUGGCUCGAGUCGAGGAUCUAGCUUCUUGCCAAGGAAAGAAAAACCUUUAGUGCAACUAUGGCCAAUUGGUGGAGUUGAUCAAAGGUGCUUUGAUUUGGUUUUUAGAGUAGCAGAGUAACAGUAGCUAGAUAUGACAUAACUUAGUCAGUGGAAUGGGGGAGCUCUCUGGAUUUGGCGGGAAUAAUCUCCCAAAAGUAGGCUUUUGGGUUUGUUAGGCGACUUCUUUGGUUGGCUGGGGGACAUGUGCUAGGAUGGCUUUCUUAAAGCCCUAAGCAUGGGGGGGACAAGUUCAAUAGCACUAAACAUGAUUGAAAGUUGGUGAGGCUCACUAAAAGCUAACAUGAGGAGUCAGUGGCAUUCAGAGCGCUCUCCUUUUGAGUGAAUCCGUACUGAUUGACGGUGGACAAUGUCUAGUGGUAGUACACUCGUUGAGGUGAUCUGGGAGGUCUCAUGGAGUGUGGGCUGGAAUCCACUUUGGGUUAGUGUGUUGACUUAACCAUCAGAGAGCACCUAUAGUCAACUCAACCCCACCAGUUGGCCUUGGUUGUGCUGAAGGCUUUUCUUUCCUUAGUAGGAAGCUAGAUCCUCAGCUUGAGCCAUCCUUGUUUGGUAUCACCAGACAACUUUGCUGUGGUUCCAUCCCCUUCAAAUCAUACCUACAUCUCAGUUCCAUUGGAAAUUUGAAUGUUCAAAGUUUAGCCAUAAGAAUUUGGCCUUAUUCAAACUUUAGUAGUAAGAAUAUGGCCUUGUUGAUGAGCUACAGUUACAAUUCUUUUUUUCUUUCUACGCUACUCCUUUUAUUGUAGCAUGUAAAGAUUUAGGUUUAACGUAUAUCGACCUAUAAUAUAUUAGUAUUUAUCUUCUUAGAUGUAGAUGAAGAUGUCAAUUACUUGUGUGUAAUCUCCUAACUUAAAAAACAAGUAUGUAAUGUUACACAGACCUUAUAUUUGUUA
Messenger RNA from Quercus lobata, 1870 nucleotides. RefSeq names its product myb-like protein A. Bases 132 to 866 code for a protein of 244 amino acids. Lineage: Eukaryota; Viridiplantae; Streptophyta; Magnoliopsida; Fagales; Fagaceae. The record is from RefSeq and is a predicted model, not a curated record. The transcript is spliced from 2 exons.